Molecule: messenger RNA, 1521 nt
Organism: Prunus mume (Japanese apricot)
Lineage: Eukaryota; Viridiplantae; Streptophyta; Magnoliopsida; Rosales; Rosaceae
Source: RefSeq, a predicted model, not a curated record
AAAAUUCGUUAACUUUAGAAUUUAGGAUUUCUGAAUUGGUUGCGUAUUUGAAAUGAGAUUGGGUUCAGAAGUCAGAAAAUGGGGGUACCUUCAAAGCAGAAGAGAAAUGCUCGUGACAGUGACAGUGAGUUUGAGGAUGAUGAUGAUUUAAACAGUGACGAGCUAAUGAUGGAGCGGGAAGAGGAUGACUUUGAUGAUGAUCAGGAGGGGGAAGAAGAAUCAGAAGAUGAAGAUGAAGAAGAAUCAGAAGAUGAAGAGGAUGAAGAAGAAGAGGAGGGGGAGGAGGAAGAGGAAAAUGGUGACGGGCAAGAUGAUAAUAAAGAUGCUGAGAUAGAAGAACUUGAGAAAGAAUACAAGAGUCUUCGUGAUCAGGAGCAAGAUAUUUUAAAGAAUCUAAAGCGUCACAAGGAUGAAGAUCUUCUUAAAGGUCAAGCAGUGAAGAACCAAAGGGCUCUUUGGGACAAGACUCUUGAGUUCCGAUUCUUGCUUCAGAAAGCGUUCUCAAGUUCAAAUAGAUUACCACAGGAGCCAGUUAGGUCUUUAUUUUGUGAUUCACAUGAGGGUGUCAAUGCAGCAUAUUCAGAUCUAGUUAACGCAUCAAAAAGAACUUUGGAUUCUCUAGUGGAACUAGAAGAGGCUUUACUUGAAAAGAACCCAUCCAUUGUUCAAGCAACAGAUAGUAAAUCUGCACGGUCAAAGGAUUCAGAAUCAUCUAAUAAUGCUGAUGGUGAUGAGGACUGGUCACGGAUUUCUCAGUUGCUUUCAAGCAUAGCUACUUUUAGAAACAAAUCAAUAGACAAAUGGCAGAGGAAGACACAAGUGACCACAGGUGCUGCUGCUAUUAAAAGCAAGCUGCAUGCUUUUAAUCAGAAUAUCAGUGAACAAGUUGCUUCUUAUAUGAGAGAUCCAAGCAGAAUGGUUAAGCUGAUGCAGAUGAGGAGAUCAGCAAUUGGUGUAUUUGGCACCAUGGAUGGGCAGGUUCCUGGCAGGGAGAACACUCCAAAGGGAGAGGAGACACAAUGUGAUGCUGGUGCACAAGCUGAUGGCGACCCUGAACUUUUGGAUGACUCCGAAUUUUACCAGCAAUUAUUGAAAGAAUUUUUUGAGACAAUUGACCCAGCAUCUUCUGAGACAGCCUUUUAUUCUCUGAAAAAGUUGCAGACUAAGAAGAGGAAGAUUGUGGAUAGACGAGCCUCUAAGAGUCGUAAGAUAAGGUAUAAUGUUCACGAGAAGAUCGUAAAUUUCAUGGCUCCAGAGCCUAUGACCCUUCCAACUAUGGUUCCUGACCUCAAUAAUUUGUUUGGGUUGAAGAACCAGAAACGAGCUUCUGUAGUAUAGUUGUGAUGCAUGGCUGGGGCGGCUGUAUUGGCCUUUGGGUUUAGGCUCUGAAAUUUUGUCUGUUGUUGUUUAAUUGAUUUGGUAUAAUGUAAUAUAUAUGUUGUCCUGUUAUUUCUGAAAGUGAAUGUUCUUGAUUAAACAUAUGUACUGAGAUUAGCUUGAAAUUUUGGUUCUUGAUAACUA